UGGAAAUCUAAUCGCAGGAAUAGGACGCGUAUGCAUCUUCGUUGUAGAGGAUCAUACAAGUUGUCUUGGAAUGCAUAAUUUCUAUACGAAACUCUAAUUUACGCCUGUCUCGACCUGUUCGCGACCAAGCGGAACGCUGGAGUGCAACGCCGGAAAAUGCCGGUAUCGGCCGAUGACCUCAGGCCCACUGAGGCCUGGUUGGGACCUUACCACAAACAUUCAACUCCGUCCACUUCGCAUCUUGACCUCCCAACCAAGCCCACCCCAUUGAGGGCGAGCACCCCAGAAGCUCUUGUGACUUUUAUGCUCCCACCAUGAAUCGCGCUGCAAGGAUAUACAUUCUUCUGGUCAUCGAUUCACUGUUCUUCUUCGUGGAGCUCAUUGUCGGGUAUGCCGUGGGUUCAUUGGCCCUUGUGGCAGACAGUUUCCACAUGUUGAACGACGUCAUGAGCUUAGCUGUUGCUCUGUAUGCCAUCAAGCUUUCUAGUCAAACUCAUAUCGACUCUCGCUAUUCAUAUGGCUGGCAUCGCGCAGAAAUCCUUGCGGCUCUCGUCAAUGGUGUAUUCCUACUCGCCCUGUGUUUCUCGAUAUCCUUAGAAGCAAUUGAACGUUUCUUCAGUGUCCCGGAGAUAUCACAGCCUCGUCUUGUGGUCCUAGUUGGGACACUCGGUCUGGCCUCCAAUAUAGUCGGCCUCUUCUUGUUCCAUGAACAUGGUCAUGUGGCAGAGAUUCCGAUAGUCCCUAUUGCAACUUCUAGUCCUCCUAGUAUCAGAAGCGGCCAGGAAGUUGAACGUGUAUCGAGAGACUCUUCACCAAAAAGGAUCCGAGCCUCGCGUGAACGUUCAGAGUCAUAUUCAUCAAUGUACGGUCAUCCAGCUGCAACAAGGGCUUCCAUGGUUCAAGCCGCACAAGAAAUGGCUCAAGCGAGGUCACCAUCCCCAGUUACCCAUAUGAAGAAACCUCGUCAUAGUCGUUCUCAUUCCCGACACACGACACAAAUCGAAGAGGAAACGCCCACUUCUGGAAGUGAAUCCCCUACUCCCACAGCGACGAGGACGCCUGCCGAUGAAGAGCCCCCUACAGAUGAAUUAAUGCCAUUAUUACCACCGGACUCCAGGUCUGAGUCGUCGUCUUCUCAUUCAAGCCACGAGGUUAAUGGCCACGCUCAUGGUGGCCCGGGACAUUCUCACGGCUCAAUGAAUAUGCGUGCCCUUCUGUUGCAUGUCUUUGGCGAUGCAUUGGGCAACGUUGGCGUUAUUGCGACAGGUCUGGUCAUCUGGCUCACCUCCUGGAGUUGGAAGUAUUAUUUCGACCCGAUGAUCAGUCUAGUCAUCACUGCGAUUAUCUUUUCAUCUGCUUUGCCUCUUGUCCGCAGCACUUCAUUUAUCUUAUUGCAGGGUGUUCCCUCUACCGUUUCUCUAGACGAAGUCCGCGCCGCCAUUUUGGCCGUAGACGGUGUUCUGUCGUUGCACGAGCUACAUAUCUGGCAGCUCUCGGAGAACAAGAUCGUCGCUUCCGUGCACGUUACAGCCUCUAGAAGCCAUGAUUUCAUGCCUGUGGCUGCAGCUAUCCGAAAAGCCCUACAUCAACAUGGAAUUCAUUCAAGCACUAUCCAGCCCGAAUACCAUCAUCCAAGGCACUCUCCGCCGGAAGAACAUCUGAAGACUUCUGAGGAGACGUCCUGCUUGAUUCCGUGUCCUCCGGAUCAAUAUUGUAACCCCUCUGAAAAUGCUUGCUGCCCCCGCCCUCCUGCCGAAGUUUAACUUCAUGUCUUUCCUUGCUAUUGACUAUUUGUUUCAUCUUUGUAGUAACCAUACUUUGUCAUCUAAACCCCCCCGUACACUACCCCGAUUAGUAUAACCAUGGAUAUCUAUCUAUACCUCUGCCAUAAAACUAGGAAAAUUGCUAACAAACGGUUGCGAUGAAGCCAGACGUCGAGCAAUUGCACCACUCAUAGGGCUCUUGCCUGCCUUUCUCCGUAAGUCACCACCCAACCUCCGAGCCAGAAUCGUUGUAGACUGUCCAAGAACAAAACGCUGCUCACUACAUACAGAGACGAGUGCCCAUUCAGUGUGCAGUGCAGCUGUUAGUGCGGAUGAGAUGAUUGCAACUAAAAGGUCGGUGGCGAUAGCUUGUUCUGUUGGUGAAACUUUGUCAAUUGAGGUGAUAAGCGUUGGAAGGGUGACGUGGAGGAAGAUUGGCAGUAAGGGCGGCGAGGAUGAAGGUCGGGGUGUUGCAAGAAUAUGGGUUGCGAUCCGCCGAGGAGUUUCGAUUUGCCUUAUGGCGGCUAGUUCUGAGUACAGUGCUGGCAAGAAUUGUGUGGGUGGCAUUAGGAGAAGACAACGUUCGACAUCAAUGAUCGGAGCUUUUCCAGUAGCUGCGUCUGUCAGGGCAUGUUGUAUAAGCUCGCGGGCACUGUUGUGACCUUUUGAGUGCCCUGAAGUUAAAGAUAGAUUGGUAUUCGUGGUACCUGAGAUAUCCGUUGUUAGCUUGCUGCAAAACAGUUAUGCCAAAUUUUCCUUACUUUCGUCGGAGACCCCAAGUGUUUGAAGAGCGACUCGACGGAUAGAGGUUGGAUCAAAAGUGUCAGUUUGAGACAAUUGUAUUGGUGUUGACUGUGUGAAUAAUCGGAGAAUGGCACCAGCGGAGAGGUGAAGGACUAUUUUCGGAAACGGUUGAAACGUGACCAGUUGUUGCAAGACGUCCAGAUGGAGAGGUGCUAUGAAUCUGUACAUAGCUAUUAGCACACAUAUGCGACCCUGAUCACAUGUCUCUAACACGCACCUGCGAUGUUGUAUCUCUAGCAAUAGCAUCUUCACGAUCC
Somion occarium is the source of this 2824-nucleotide messenger RNA. The record is from the annotation of a GenBank genome assembly. Lineage: Eukaryota; Fungi; Basidiomycota; Agaricomycetes; Polyporales; Cerrenaceae.